AAACCCUUCUGAGGAGGCCCUGGUUUCGGCCAAGUCAGGGUUGGCAAAGUGUCAUUUUAGCUCAUUUGCAACCAUCUGCUGGAUGCUGGAAUGAGGUUCUCCUGGUGGGUUUGAUACCACCAAGCCGCUGUGAGCAGGAGCUGGUCCAGAGGUCACUGCUGGGUGUUUGAAGAACUGUGAUGCCCAAUGGACACAUGCUUCCACAUCAUCAGUGACACCUCAUCCAGCUUUAGGGACAACAGCCCAUCCUCACCAGAGCCCCCCUCAGCAUGCCCAGACAGCCCAAACAUUCCCUGAAUCCUCCCUGUGCUGCACUUGGCUUGGGUUCUCCACUGGGACAAAUCCUCAGGGGUCGUUUUGUCCCCCUCUGAACAGCCCGUGGUCACAGAUGCUGCAGCCCAUUGGAAAGGCAUCAGGGAGGUGACACACGGGACCCAGGAGAGGUGACAGGGGGUGCCAGGAGAGGUGACACACGGGACCCAGGAGAGGUGACAGCGGGAGCCAGGAGAGGUGACACACAGGACACAGGAGAGGUGACACACAGGACCCAGGAGAGGUGACAGGGGGUGCCAGGAGAGGUGGUACAUGGGACCCAGGAGUGGUGACAGCGGGAGCCAGGAGAGGUGACCCACAGGACAUAGGAGAGGUGGCACACGGGACCCAGGAGAGGUGACAGUGAGAGCUGGCAGUGACAAGCAGUGAGUGGGGCACUGGUGACUGCAAGGACUCUGUUGGUGCCCAGGUCUUCCCUGCACCCUGCUGGAGUGAUGCCAGCUGCUGCUUAGCACCCAGGAGGAAGAGAUGGGGAGUCCCGCUCCUUGAGCACCCCAUUGUCCCCUCCCGUGCUCGCUCCCCUGGCCCCCAGGGAGCCCUCAGUGAUGUGACCUGUGCUCAGCACACCCUCAGCCCCAUCGGGACCCUCCCCAAGCCAGCCCAGUCAUGAUGUGCGAGGUGAUGCCCACCAUCAGCGAGGGGGACCCACUGGGCCCUCCCCAGGGCUCGGAGGCAGACGCUGACUUCGAGCAGCUGAUGGUGAACAUGCUGGACGAGAGGGACAAGCUGCUGGACACCCUGCGGGAGACGCGAGAGACGCUCGCGGUCACCCAGAGCCGCCUGCAGGAGACGCUCCGGGAGCGGGACCAGCUCCAGAGGCAGCUGAACUCGGCACUCCCACAGGAGUUUGCCACGCUGACGCGGGAGCUCAGUGCCUGCCGGGAGCAGCUCCUGGAGAGGGAGGAGGAGAUCUCAGAGCUGAAAGCGGAGCGCAACAACACCCGGCUCCUGCUGGAGCACCUGGAGUGCCUGGUGUCACGGCAUGAGCGCUCCCUCCGGAUGACCGUGGUCAAGCGCCAGGCCCAGUCACCAUCCGGGGUGUCCAGUGAGGUUGAGGUGCUCAAGGCACUCAAGUCACUCUUUGAGCAUCACAAGGCGCUGGAUGAAAAGGUGAGGGAACGCCUGCGAGCAGCCUUGGAGCGAGUGGCCACCUUGGAGGAGCAGCUCGUGGAUGCCCAUCGGCAGGUGGCAGCUCUGCAGCAAGGCUCCAGCCGGGAGCCUGCGGCGGGUGAGCGCGAUGAGAGGGAGCCCAAGGAACCAGCACCAAAGCUCCCCUGGAAGCGUCUCUCCAAUGGCUCUGUCCACCCAGAUGAUGAGGCCGGGCGGGUGGUGGAGCUGCAGGAGCUCCUGGAGAAGCAGAAUUUUGAAGUGGUCCAGGCCAAAGAGCGAAUCUCUGCCUUGGCUGCCAGCGUGGCCGAGCUGGAGGAGGAUCUGGGCACCGCCAGGAAGGAUCUGAUCAAAUCUGAGGAGAUGAGCAGCAAGUACCAGAGGGACCUCCGAGAGGCCCUGGCGCAGAAGGAGGACAUGGAGGAGAGGAUCACCACGCUGGAGAAGCGGUACCUGGCAGCUCAGCGAGAGGCCACUUCCAUCCACGACCUCAAUGACAAACUGGAGAAUGAGUUGGCCAACAAGGAAUCCCUGCACCGCCAGUGCGAGGAGAAGGCUCGGCACCUGCAGGAGCUGCUGGAGCUGGCGGAGCAGAAGCUGCAGCAGACAAUGAGAAAGGCAGAGACGCUGCCCGAGGUGGAAGCAGAGCUGGCCCAGCGCAUUGCUGCGCUCACCAAGGCAGAAGAGAGGCACGGGAGCAUUGAGGAGCACCUCCGGCAGCUGGAGACUCAGCUGGAGGAAAAGAAUCAGGAGCUGGCCAGGGCCCGUCAGCGGGAGAAGAUGAACGAGGAGCACAACAAGCGGCUCUCAGACACCGUGGACCGGCUGCUGAGCGAGUCCAACGAGAGGCUGCAGUUGCACCUCAAGGAGAGGAUGGCAGCCUUGGAGGAGAAGAAUACAUUAUUACAAGAGCUGGAAAAUACCCAAAAGCAGAUAGAGGAACACCAGCAUGACAAGCGGCGUUUGUCUGAUGAGAUUGACAAGCUGAGGCUGGAAGUGGAUCAGCUCAAGACCAGGAGUGGGACCUUUGUGGAGAGUGUGCACAGCAGGUCCCACAUGGGCAGUGCCACCGACCUGCGCUUCCCACUGGGAGCUGUGGUCCACGCCCCAGCCGAGCCCUUCGGAGCACCUCCAGGGCUGGCCCGGGCACAGAAGGGACGAUUUGGUGCCCGGAGAGAGGAACCAGCCAAGGACUGGGAGCAGGCCCAGGCAGGUGGGGUGCUGGCUACGGGGCCUCACGCCUUUGACAGUGACCCUGACAUCUCUGAUGUGGAUGAGGAUGACCGUGAGACACUGUUCAGCUCCAUGGAUGUGCUCUCUCCUGGUGGGCACUCAGAUGCCCAGACAUUGGCCAUGAUGCUUCAGGAGCAGUUGGAUGCCAUCAACGAAGAGAUCAGGAUGAUCCAGGAAGAGAAGGAGUCCACGGAGCUCCGCGCAGAGGAGCUGGAGACGCGGGUCACGAGUGGCAGCAUGGAGGGCCUGAACCUCACCCAACUGUGCAAGAGGGCCUCUAUCCCCACCUCGCUGACGGCCCUGUCCUUGGCCAGCUCGUCCCCACCGCUCAGCGGCCGGUCCACGCCCAAGCUCAGCUCCCGCAGCACUGCACAGGACCUGGACCGCAUGGGGAUCAUGACGUUGCCCAGCGACUUGAGGAAGCACCGGAGGAAACUGCUAUCGCCUGCAGCUCGGGAUGAGAGCCGGGAGGACAAAACCACUAUCAAGUGUGAGACGUCUCCACCGUCUUCACCCAGGACACUGCGGCUGGAGAAGCUGGGCCACCCUGCCCUGAGUCAGGAGGAUGGCAAGAGCUCACUGGAGGACCAGGCCAGCAAUCCCAGCAGCAGCCAGGACUCCUUGCACAAGGGCUCCAAGAGGAAGGGGAUCAAAUCCUCCAUCGGGCGCCUGUUUGGGAAGAAAGAGAAGGGUCGCUUGAUCCAGCUGAGCAGAGAAGGGGCCACGGGACAGGUGCUGCUGACUGACAUGGAGGGGGGCAUCCAGGACCCCCUGGGACUGGGCAAGCUGGGGGCUCAGGCCGAGAAGGAUCGGCGCCUGCGGAAGAAGCAUGAACUCCUGGAAGAGGCUCGGAGGAAAGGAUUGCCCUUUGCCCACUGGGAUGGCCCCACUGUUGUGUCCUGGCUGGAGCUCUGGGUGGGGAUGCCAGCCUGGUACGUGGCCGCCUGUCGGGCCAACGUCAAGAGCGGGGCCAUCAUGUCAGCCCUGUCGGACACCGAGAUCCAGCGGGAGAUCGGCAUCAGCAACGCCCUGCACCGCCUCAAGCUGCGCCUGGCCAUCCAGGAGAUGGUGUCCCUGACCAGCCCCUCAGCACCACCCACGUCCCGCACGUCCUCUGGAAAUGUCUGGGUCACCCAUGAGGAGAUGGAGAACAUGGCAACUUCCACCAAGACGGACACAGAGGAAGGCAGCUGGGCACAGACAUUGGCCUAUGGGGACAUGAACCAUGAGUGGAUUGGGAACGAGUGGCUACCCAGCCUGGGUCUGCCCCAGUACCGCAGCUACUUCAUGGAGUGCCUGGUGGACGCGCGGAUGCUGGACCACCUCACCAAGAAGGACCUGCGGGUGCACCUGAAGAUGGUGGACAGCUUCCACCGCACCAGCCUCCAGUACGGCAUCAUGUGCCUCAAGAGGCUCAACUACGACCGCAAAGAGCUCGAGAGGAGGCGAGAGGAGACCCAACAUGAAAUCAAAGAUGUGUUGGUGUGGACCAAUGAUCAGGUCAUUCACUGGAUCCAGUCCAUCGGACUGCGCGAGUAUGGGAACAACCUGGUGGAGAGUGGCGUGCACGGGGCCCUGCUGGCCCUCGAUGAGAACUUUGACCACAACAGCCUGGCUCUUGUGCUGCAGAUCCCCACCCAGAACACCCAGGCUCGACAAGUGCUGGAGAGGGAAUUCAACAACUUGCUCGCCUUGGGCACAGACCGGAGGCUGGAUGAUGGUGAUGACAAAACCUUCCGUCGGACGCCGUCCUGGCGCAAGCGCUUCCGCCCGCGGGAUGUGCACAGCAUCAACCUCCUCAGUGGCUCUGCUGAGACCCUCCCUGCCGGCUUCCGUGUCACCAGCCUCGUGCCACUGCCCCCUCCAGCUGCUCCAGCCAAGAAAAUGCCCCCGGAAGUCGGUGCCUCCGGGUCCCCAAGGCUGGAGACCUCCACGGUCCGAACGUACUCGUGCUAAGGGUCAGCAAGAUGGGAGCCAGGCCCUGCAGAUCCCCAUGUCCGUAUGCCACGUGCUGGCUGCCUUCCAGGAUGAGAGCCCAGCCUGUGCCUGUUCCUUGGCCCAGACCCACAGUCACUGCUGUGGACUGACAGGAUCUAUCCCUCCUGCUCGCGCACCCCCCGCUUUCCCUGGCUCCUGUGGCUCCUGCUGUGAUCUGUCCCCCACUUCUCCCACGCUGGCUGGGCCACGGAUGUGCUCCAGAGGCCAUCCUGUGCAAUCUGGGGAGCAGCACAGACACCCCCAAAAUGUCUGCGAUGUUUGGAAGCCUCUCUCCUGCCUGGUUCAUUUUGCCAAUCUGCCACGGGGCUGCACUGACUCGCCCAAGCCCUGGGCAUCGGGGAUGCUGCUGCCCACAGGACUUGAAGCCAAGGAAGAUUCAGGCUCGUGAAAAUCCUCCCUUCAGGGUGGCUGGGCAAGGAGCUGCCCUUGUGGGGUGCCGGGGCAGUGCUAGGGCUGGUGCUGGGUGGGACAAAGGGGGCCCAGCGUGAGGUGAGGAGGGUGGUGUUCACCCAGGGCUGGGCGGGCAAGGUGCUGAUUUUGGUGCUGUCAGGUGCCCUGUUCAGGGGGGCUAUGCCUGGGACUGCCCCACGCUGCUCACGGGGAUGGUGCCCAGCACCCACGGGAGAGGGGACCCUCCUUGGGUGCCCGGGGCAACAACUGGAGCCCCAUCCGCCCCCGGGAUGUGCCCACCCUUCCCCACCUGGUGCAGAGGAGAUGCUCUCCUCUCCUGUCUCCUAGCAGGGGUCAGUCCAGAAGGCUCUUAACUCUUCCCAUUUCUUCCCCGUAGGGUAGGAUCUCUUCGUCUCCUCAUGCCACAUUUGCCUUGUGUGGCCCCUAUUUCUGAUGUGAUAUUUAUUGAUGGCUGGAAUGACCUUAUACUUAUCAUGUGCUGUCUGGAAGUGCAAUAUCUGAGAGACUCUACAGUCACAACGUCUUUUCGGUGUAUCAUUUGCCUAAUACAGUAUUGAAUAUUUUUUUAAUUUGAAGAGUCAGUGAGCCCUUUAUAUCGAUGCCCUAUUUCUUUUGUCAUAUUAUUGGUACUGCAUGGACUCCAACCCUGGAUUGGGUCAGGAAAGGAUGUAUGUGUGUUCCAAUAAACAGGAUUUUAAAACA
Messenger RNA from Catharus ustulatus (Swainson's thrush), 5784 nucleotides. It is a transcript of the gene PPFIA4, whose product is annotated as PTPRF interacting protein alpha 4. The transcript is spliced from 31 exons. The record is from RefSeq and is a predicted model, not a curated record. Gene Ontology annotation, cellular component: presynaptic active zone. The coding region runs from base 940 to 4629 and encodes 1229 amino acids. Gene Ontology annotation, molecular function: protein binding. Gene Ontology annotation, biological process: synapse organization. Lineage: Eukaryota; Metazoa; Chordata; Aves; Passeriformes; Turdidae.